UUUUUACUCCAAGUCCACAAUCCACAUACACCGAGGCCUGCGGCGGAGCACUAGUAAAGUGCCUUGUACCGAAAAGGCCCCAAUCGAGCACAAGGUGAAGGUAACCAAAAGCUCCCCAAAACAAUGGCCGUCGCGAACAACCUCCAGAGACUCGCCGCCCAAAUCCACCACCUUCCCUCUCUGUCCUUCCACUCAAAGUCUCUAAUUUCUCGAUCCUCAGCCUCAGCCUCAGCCUCAGCCGCGGCCUCGACCCCGUCGUCUUCAUCGAAGAAGGUCGCCGAUCGCAUCGUGAAGCUCUUCGCCAUCGAUCCGGACGGCGUGAAGCGCGAGGUCGUCGGCCUUACCGGCCACACGCUCCUCAAGACCCUGGCCAACGCCGGCCUCAUCGACCCGGCCUCCCACCGCCUUGAGGAGAUCGACGCCUGCUCCGCCGAGUGCGAGGUCAACAUCGCCCAGGAGUGGCUCGAGAGGCUCCCGCCCCGCUCCUACGACGAGGAGUACGUCCUCAAGAGGAACUCCAGGGUUAGGGUUCUCAACAAGCACUCCAGGCUCGGCUGCCAGGUCGUCCUCACGCCCGACCUCCAAGGUAUGGUCGUCGCCGUCCCCGAGCCUAAGCCCUGGGACAUCCCCUAAGUUCUUCUCCUUCUUUUGGUUCUUGUUUGAGAAACGAAGAAGCCAGGGUUUCCAAAUUCCAAUUCUUCCUUUUUUUGUUCGGUGUUUGGAUAUAAAAGUAAUAAUGUGGUUGCUCUUUUGUUGAACCGUGAAAAAACCAUUACAUCUUGAUAUAAUGUGACUGGCUUCUGUAUAAGAUCGUCUUUUCAAUUUGAUUACUUCGUUUCAUUGGAUGUUUGUUUUGUUCUUA
Morus notabilis is the source of this 862-nucleotide messenger RNA. RefSeq names its product putidaredoxin. The transcript has a single exon. Gene Ontology annotation, molecular function: 2 iron, 2 sulfur cluster binding. Gene Ontology annotation, cellular component: mitochondrion. The record is from RefSeq and is a predicted model, not a curated record. Lineage: Eukaryota; Viridiplantae; Streptophyta; Magnoliopsida; Rosales; Moraceae. Bases 124 to 633 code for a protein of 169 amino acids. Gene Ontology annotation, biological process: P450-containing electron transport chain.